Malania oleifera is the source of this 590-nucleotide messenger RNA. Its product is annotated as large ribosomal subunit protein eL34-like. Gene Ontology annotation, molecular function: structural constituent of ribosome. Bases 48 to 413 code for a protein of 121 amino acids. Gene Ontology annotation, biological process: ribosome biogenesis; translation. The record is from RefSeq and is a predicted model, not a curated record. The transcript has a single exon. Gene Ontology annotation, cellular component: cytosolic large ribosomal subunit; ribosome. Lineage: Eukaryota; Viridiplantae; Streptophyta; Magnoliopsida; Santalales; Ximeniaceae.
CUUCCUCCGUUUCAGCCUCUACCUAGAGAGAGAGAGAGAGGUUGAAGAUGGUUCAGCGUCUAACGUAUCGCAAGCGUCAUAGCUAUGCGACCAAAUCGAACCAGCAUAGGGUCGUCAAAACCCCUGGUGGAAAGCUUGUAUACCAGAGCACUAAGAAAAGAGCAAGUGGCCCUAAGUGCCCUUUUACUGGAAAGAGAAUCCAAGGAAUUCCUCACAUGAGGCCUGCUGAAUACAAGAGGUCUAGAUUAUCCAGGAACAGGAGGACAGUUAACCGAGCCUACGGGGGUGUACUGUCUGGAGGUGCUGUUAGAGAGAGGAUCAUCCGGGCUUUCUUGGUAGAAGAGCAGAAGAUAGUGAAAAAGGUUUUGAAGAUUCACAAGGCCAAGGAAAAACAAGCCUCAAAGAGCAUCUAAAAUGAAAAUGGAGAAGCUACAUGCUUUCUUUUACUUGAAUUUUAUGAAAAAAAAUUUGGCUGACAAUGAUUAAUUUGCUUAAUAUAAUUGUGAGGUGUUUGUCUUUAGAUUUCAAUGAGCUUUAAUUUGGUUUCAACUUUCUAUCAGGAGCAUUGUUGUUGGAUUCUAAACGUUUGC